This is a messenger RNA of Galeopterus variegatus (Sunda flying lemur), 3244 nucleotides long. RefSeq names its product vomeronasal type-2 receptor 26-like. The record is from RefSeq and is a predicted model, not a curated record. Gene Ontology annotation, cellular component: membrane. Gene Ontology annotation, biological process: G protein-coupled receptor signaling pathway. The annotation marks the transcript as partial. NCBI's taxonomy places the organism in Eukaryota, Metazoa, Chordata, Mammalia, Dermoptera, Cynocephalidae. The transcript has 5 exons. Gene Ontology annotation, molecular function: G protein-coupled receptor activity.
GUGGAACUACCUGGUGGCCCAGAGUUUUGUAUUUGCCAUUGAGGAGAUCAACAGGGAUGCCCGCCUGCUGCCCAACCUCACGCUGGGCUUCUCCAUCUGGAGCUCUGGGGACUCUGUGCACGGAGCCCUCCGUGAGAUGAUGGGCUUUCUCACGGGGCAAGAGGAGCCGAUUCCGAACUACACGUGUCAGCUCAGCAUUCCCCGCGUUGCGCUGGUUGGAGACACUCGGUCAGUCUUGUCUGUUGCUAUGGCCAGGCUUCUGGGGCUCUACAAAUUUCCCCAGGUCAGUUACACAUCCACUCUGGCCAGCCUCAGUGACAAGACCCAAUUUCCAUCCUUCCUUCGGACCCUGGCCAGUGAUGUUAUGUUCUCCCACGCAGUUGCCCAGCUGGUGAUCCACUUCCGCUGGUCCUGGGUGAACAUUCUGGCACAGGAUGAUGACUUUGGGCAGCAGGGCAGCUCUCUGGUGACCCAGGAGUUAACCCAGGCUGGCAUCUGCAUCGAGUUCCACCUCUACAUUCCCUUCAGACAGUCCUUGGAGAAGAUCAAUGCCAUUGUCCAGAAGAUGGAGAGCUGCACUGCUACUGUUGUUCUGGUUUUCCUGAGCAACUCGAAUUUCCAGCUCGUUCUGCAGGGUUUGCUGGGCCGUGGUGUCUUUGGCAAGGUCUGGGCCAGUCAAAGCACUUUGCACACAGCGCUUGCUCUGACCAUGCCAGGCAUCUCCCAGGUCCUACAGAGCACAUUCAGCCUUCUGCAGCACAGCAUCCAGGUCCCCGGCUUUCCCGAGUUCCUUGCUCACCUGCACCCCACCUGGACCCCAGAAGACCCAUUUAUAGAAAGGUUCUGGGAGAGCACCUUUGGAUGCACAUGGCCACACAGGAACCUGGAAUCAGCAGGGAACAGCACAGUGUCAGGGAAGGUUCAGUUCUGCUCAGGGAAUGAGAGUCUGAGAGGCCAGGUGUAUCCCUUCCAGGAAGUGAGUAAAGUGGACACAGCAUACACAGCAGUCUACAGCAUCGCGCAUGCCCUGCAGGACCUAGUGGCCUGUGAGAAUGGGGAUGGGGAGUGUGCAGACACUUGGCACUUGCAGCCCUGGCAGCUUCUUCUUUCCCUCAGGGAUGUGAAUUUCAAGACCCUUGAUGGGAGAGAGAUUAUGUUUGAUGCCAAUGGAGAUUUAGUUACAGAAUUUGACAUACUUUAUGGGCAGAAGACCACCGAAGGCCUAUUCCACUUUGUCCACAUAGGAAUAAUUCAUCCUGGAGCCUCUUCAAAGGAUAGAAUGACAGUCCACUUGAUGAAGGAGGAUCUCCAGGUCCCCAGCUCUGUCUGCAGCAGGAGUUGUGCUCCAGGAUUCAGCCAGAUCCCCCAACAAGGAUUCCCCCACUGUUGUUUUGAGUGCAGUUUCUGCCCGGAAGGACAGUUUGCAGACCAAAUAGACAUGAAGAGAUGUCUUCUGUGCCCUGAGGAGCAGUACUCAAGCCCCACCAGAGACCACUGCCUGCCUAGGAUGGAGACCUUCUUGGCCUUUGACGAGCCCCUGGGACUCACCCUAGCCUCCAUGGCACUCAUACUGGCUGGCCUGGUGCUGCUGGUCUUUGGGGUGUUUCUGAAGCACCGGGACACACCUGUGGUCAGGGCCAACAACAGAGCUCUCAGCUACAUCCUUCUUGCCUCACUGACCCUCUGUGCCCUUUGUCCUUUGCUCUUCCUUGGUCGUCCCACUGCUGCCACCUGCCUUCUCCGCCAAACUACCUUUGCUGUCAUGUUCACUAUGGCUAUCUCCUCCAUCCUGGCCAAGACCAUCACUGUGGUCCUGGCCUUCAGGGUCACCAGGCCAGGAGACAGGGUCUGGGUGUGCCUGCGACCUGGUGCCUCCACCUUGGUGGUUCUUGUUGCCUCCUUCAUACAGAUUGUUCUCUGUGGGGUCUGGCUGGGCAUCUCCCCCCCAUUCCCAGACAGGGAUAUAUCCUCCAAGCCCCACCACAUUGUCAUCUAUUGCCAGGAAGGCUCUGGCGUUGCUUUCUACUGCAUGCUGGGCUACCUGAGCAUUCUGGCUGUGGGCACUUUCUCCGUGGCCUUCCUGGCCAGGGGUCUGCCUAAUGCCUUCAAUGAGACCAAGUUCAUCACCUUCAGCAUGCUGCUAUUCUGCAGUGUCUGGACGGCCUUUCUGCCCCUGUACCACAGUGCACGGGGCAAGUCCACCGUGGCUGUAGAGAUCUUCUCUAUCUUGGCCUCCACUGCAGGGCUGCUGGGUGGCAUCUUUGUCCCCAAGUGUUAUAUCAUCCUGCUGAAGCCUGAGCAGAACACCCUGGUCAGGUUAAGGAGAGGACACCAGGCUCAGCUGGAAAGGCAGAGCAAGGAAUAUCCGAGAGGACGUCUCCCCAGACCUCAGCCACAAACGCUCAUACUGGCUGGCCUGGUGCUGCUGGUCUUUGGGGUGUUUCUGAAGCACCGGGACACACCCGUGGUCAGGGCCAACAACAGAGCUCUCAGCUACAUCCUUCUCACCUCAUUGACCCUCUGUGCCCUUUGUCCUUUGCUCUUCCUCAGUCGUCCCACUGCUGCCACCUGCCUUCUCCGCCAAACUACCUUUGCUGUCGUGUUCACUGUGGCUAUCUCCUCCAUCCUGGCCAAGACCCUCACAGUCGUCCUGGCCUUCAGGGUCACCAGGCCAGGAGACAGGGUCCGGGUGUGCCUGCGACCUGGUGCCUCCACCUUGGUGGUUCUUGUUGCCUCCUUCAUACAGAUUGUUCUCUGUGGGGUCUGGCUGGGCAUCUCCCCCCCAUUCCCAGACAGGGACAUGUCCUCCAAGUCCCACCACAUUGUCAUCUAUUGCCAGGAAGGCUCUGGCAUUGCCUUCUACUGCAUGCUGGGCUACCUGAGCAUUCUGGCUGUGGGCACUUUCUCCGUGGCCUUCCUGGCCAGGGGUCUGCCUGAUGCCUUCAAUGAGACCAAGUUCGUCACCUUCAGCAUGCUGCUAUUCUGCAGUGUCUGGACAGCCUUUCUGCCCCUGUACCACAGUGCACGGGGCAAGUCCACCGUGGCUGUAGAGAUCUUCUCUAUCUUGGCCUCCACUGCAGGGCUGCUGGGUGGCAUCUUUGUCCCCAAGUGUUAUAUCAUCCUGCUGAAGCCUGAGCAGAACACCCUGGUCAGGUUAAGGAGAGGACACCAGGCUCAGCUGGAAAGGCAGAGCAAGGAAUGUCAGAGAGGACGUCUCCCCAGACCUCAGCCACAAGCCUCAUGA